Messenger RNA from Lithohypha guttulata, 1005 nucleotides. RefSeq lists its product as uncharacterized. The transcript has 2 exons. The coding region runs from base 1 to 1005 and encodes 334 amino acids. NCBI's taxonomy places the organism in Eukaryota, Fungi, Ascomycota, Eurotiomycetes, Chaetothyriales, Trichomeriaceae. The record is from RefSeq and is a predicted model, not a curated record.
AUGACUACUUUUGCAGACGUGCUGCCAGUAGAGCAGGUCCAAUCUCACCAAUACCGCGUAAAUCUCGAAGAGCAGUGGUGUAUAGGAACUGGCAAGUCUGCGCAACCUGCUUAUGUUCACCCUGGUGCUGACAGCUUGGCUUCGCGACACAUGCAGCUGACUCAUGCUAAGCGAAAGCAGCCGCAUGUUAUCAACCUUCACCUCGAGUUCUUGCGAAGGACAGCCCAGGGCGAGGCUAUCUUCAAUGUCAAGGAUGUGAAACUCGGCUCUCGAAUUACCAAUCUCCAUCUCACCCUCGCUCAGAUGGACGAUUCGAACAAGCUUGUGGAUGAGGUGGAAGGAUAUAUAACGAUGUCAGACAUGGCGUCGGAGACUGGUCUUUCCCUGGAGACUGGCUACAAGCUCUAUCCGGAGCCACUAGCUGUUGAUCUACUUGCGCUGGCUCAGGGCAAGGAUGCGAACUAUAUCAUACGAGGUCCAGAUGCAUUCGCCUCGUUUCGACGAGCAGCGAACCAAAUAAGAAUGCAUCUCAUUCGACCACAACAGAGACCGCCCCACUUCCCCAAAGCGCUGAUUGAUCAGUGGAUUACGUUUCGACCACAAGGCAAGGAAGGCAGACUCACCAACGAUGCCAUCGGAUUCGUGGUUGAUAUCUUCCCUCAGAUUGUCGAACAAUACGUCAACCAGGAUGUGGAGGAAGCUUGCCUUGGUGAUGGCCUCACCCCGGAAGAAGCGAAGGCCUAUAUUAAGAAGAAUGGCUCAAGAACAUAUUGGUAUCCGACCUUGUCGCUCAAUUUGGAUGUGAAAAAGCUGCUUCCUCAGGAAGGUGUUGAAUGGCUGUUUGUACGCAUACAAGCCAAGUCAAUUAAAGACGGUCGAUUUGAUUUGCUAAUUCACGUCCUCGACGAGGGUGGUGAUCUUGUUGCCCUUAGUACACAUUCUAGCCUUGCUGUGGACGCGAGUCGUAAUACCACAAGGACAAAGAAGAAAGAGAAUAAGCUAUGA